AUGGCGGCCUCGGGGAUCUCGACGCUGAGCCUCUUUCUGCUCAUGCAGGGCUCAGUGGAUGGGAAUGGAAUCCAGGGAUUCUUCUAUCCAUGGACUUGUGAAGGUGAUAUGUGGGACCGGGAAAGCUGUGGGGGCCAGGCGGCCGUGGAGAACCCCAACCUCUGCCUGCGUCUCCGCUGCUGCUACCGAGACGCCCUCUGUACAGAGACGAUGCGUAGGAAACACAUGUGGACACUGGGCUGGACGUGCGGUGGACUUCUCCUCCUCAUCUUUACCAUCUGCCUGUGCUGGUGGGCCAAGCACCGGAACCUGCUGCACCUGCCCAGAUUCAUGAAGAAUCAGUGCGCCUGGCCCAAGUCCAGGUCCAGGUCCAUGAAGUCCAAGGACAAGGUCCCCUUGGUCAAGGAUAAGCCUGCCUCAACCACCAGCAUGCCCAUGUCCCAGCAGCAGGAGACAGUCGGCACCGAGGGGGAGGGCGAGAUGGAAGGGGGGGAGACGGAGGAGGGGGCUGAGGAUGACUAG
Messenger RNA from Elephantulus edwardii (Cape elephant shrew), 522 nucleotides. It is a transcript of the gene TMEM190, whose product is annotated as transmembrane protein 190. The transcript is spliced from 5 exons. The coding region runs from base 1 to 522 and encodes 173 amino acids. The record is from RefSeq and is a predicted model, not a curated record. Gene Ontology annotation, cellular component: inner acrosomal membrane. Lineage: Eukaryota; Metazoa; Chordata; Mammalia; Macroscelidea; Macroscelididae. Gene Ontology annotation, biological process: hematopoietic progenitor cell differentiation.